Gilbertella persicaria is the source of this 1087-nucleotide messenger RNA. RefSeq names its product phosphatase 2C-like domain-containing protein. The record is from RefSeq and is a predicted model, not a curated record. Gene Ontology annotation, molecular function: protein serine/threonine phosphatase activity; cation binding. NCBI's taxonomy places the organism in Eukaryota, Fungi, Mucoromycota, Mucoromycetes, Mucorales, Choanephoraceae. The transcript is spliced from 6 exons. Bases 85 to 1080 code for a protein of 331 amino acids. Gene Ontology annotation, biological process: protein dephosphorylation.
AAAUAAACUUCUUUUCUAACCCUUUCUUCUUUAUUUAUAUAUAUAUUUCUAUUUUAACUGUAUAUAAUCUCUCUUUUAUACAUAAUGGGACAAACAUUAUCUGAACCUAUGACAACCAAGUCAACAACAGAGGGUAAUGAUAAACGCGUCAUGUUUGGUGCUUCUUGUAUGCAAGGUUGGAGAACAAGUAUGGAAGAUGCACAUACGACCAUUUCUUCUUAUAAAAAUACCGGGACAAGCUUUUUUGCAGUGUUUGAUGGACAUGGAGGUGAUGCAGUAGCCAACUAUUGUGGUACAAGUCUUCAUGAAAUCAUUUUGAAUUCACCAUCAUUUCAGUCUGGACGUUAUAAAGAAGCUAUUCGAGUUGGAUAUUAUGGCAUGGAUAAAGAAUUAGCAAAAGAUCCACACUAUGUCGAUAGCAAUAUUGGCUGUACAGCAACUGUGGCUAUGUUACCUACCAACAAUGUAUUAUAUGUAAGCAAUGCAGGUGAUUCAAGGGCUGUGAUUAGUACAAAAAACGGAAAAGGUAUUCCUUUAUCUCAAGACCAUAAACCAAAACAUCCUAAAGAAGAAGCAAGAAUAAAAAAUGCAGGUGGUUAUGUGGAAAAUGGACGUGUAAAUGGUAGUCUAGCUUUAUCAAGAGCCAUUGGUGAUUUUAGAUUCAAGCAAAAUACCCAAUUAACACCAGAUCUUCAGGCUGUGACAGCUGAACCCGAUAUUUCAGAACAUUUGUUGACAGAUCAUGAUGAGUUUGUCGUGUUGGCUUGUGACGGUAUUUGGGACUGCUUCAAUAACCAACAAGUGGUUGAUUUUAUUCGCUGUAAGCUAUGUGAACGUAAAUCACUUGCCACCAUCUGUGAAGAAUUGAUGGACUAUUGCUUAGCAGACAAUGGCAAUAUGUCUGGCAUUGGCUGUGAUAACAUGACAGUGAUCAUUGUUGCCUUUUUACGUAGACGCAAGCCACAAGAAUGGUAUGAUUGGAUGGCCUCUAAAACACCACCUACUAUGCCUGCGAAAAAAGCCAUCUUGGUGACAUCCAAACAACCUGUUCCUCCUCAACCUGAAGUAAUAAAAAAUUAAUAACAAG